ACAUACCUAACCUAAAAUAUAUUGACUAAUAUCAAAAUAAGAGAUUUAAUUAGUUAUUGUAGAUUUUAGCUGAAAAGUAGAGCUUUAUUAAGUUCUUUUAUACAUACCUAAAAUUGCGACAGGCUCUUAUUACUUAUUUCCUGUUUUAAUCAUAAAAGAAUGGCAUCAGAUGUAAUAUCAAGCCUCCAUCUGGAUAAUAAUACGACCAGCAGAGUGAUUGUUGCUAAGGAAAUCAAUGGGUGUGAUAGUUCAUUUAUUACUAGCUGUAUACUUGGUCACUGCAUUAAAAGUAAGCAAGCUGUUCUGUUCAUAGCUACUCAUAAUUCUCUUCUCCACUAUCAAAAUGUGGGUCUAAAAAUGAAUUAUAAUUUACAAAGGCAUGUAGAUGCUGGCCUUGUACAUUUUUUUAAACUAGAUGAAGAACUUGUUAACCUUUUGAUGGCCAAUGAAGAAAAAUCACUAGAAAAUAUAUUUUCUUCUAUAAUUAAAAUUGUACAAACUUUGAAGUUGAAUAACAAUGUAGUUCAUAUUAUUUUGGAUGGUAUUUCUCAUUUGUUUGACAUGCAGUACAGUCUCAGAGAUGUCAAUAAGUUUUGCAAUAAAUUAAUUCAGUUAAAUAGAGGCAACAUAGGUUCAUUUGUGUUAUUUCACUGUAAUGUAGCACAUGAAGAUGACGUGACUCAUGUCAUGGCAAACCUCCUUUGCCACACAGCUCAUACAAUUCUGGAAGUCAGGAACCUUUUGUCAGGCUUGAGUGCUGACGUGUCUGGACACUUAACCAUUAAGUAUCCAGGACAUAAGUUUGAAGAUGAACACAUGAACACCAUUGACAUGAAACCUUCUCGGUAUCUCUUCAAACUAUUUGAUAGAGGUGUUAAACUGUUCGCCCCGGGCACUGUAUAACAAGUUGGUUAACCUCAAGUCUACCGCCCAAGGGAAAACAGGACAGAAGGUAAUUGCUAUCAAUUAUUAUGUUAAUCAUCAGUAGAUUGCUGGUUAAUUAAGCUCAGACCAUUCCAAAAUAAAUGUGUGGAAAUUGUUUAUGUCAUGUUUA
Molecule: messenger RNA, 1054 nt
Organism: Cydia amplana
Lineage: Eukaryota; Metazoa; Arthropoda; Insecta; Lepidoptera; Tortricidae
Gene: Elp6
Exons: 2
Coding region: 160-903 (247 amino acids)
Biological process (GO): tRNA wobble uridine modification
Cellular component (GO): elongator holoenzyme complex
Source: RefSeq, a predicted model, not a curated record